Messenger RNA from Vitis vinifera (wine grape), 761 nucleotides. Its product is annotated as protein EIN6 ENHANCER. The transcript is spliced from 4 exons. The record is from RefSeq and is a predicted model, not a curated record. Gene Ontology annotation, cellular component: Ino80 complex. The coding region runs from base 95 to 469 and encodes 124 amino acids. Gene Ontology annotation, biological process: chromatin remodeling. NCBI's taxonomy places the organism in Eukaryota, Viridiplantae, Streptophyta, Magnoliopsida, Vitales, Vitaceae.
UUUGAAGCCAUUUACCCGGUCUCUAAGUACACUCGUCUCUUAUUGCCAAGGAUUUGGCAUUGAGUCACAAGGCCCCUUUACAGUUUGAUUUCAGAUGGAGCCUGAGGUGAUAGAAGCAGAGAUGGUAUUGCCAACUUACCUCAGUUUCAAGAAGGUUCAGAUGCACGAGAAAUACCCGAAAGGUCAAGCAAGAGGCAGGCACUGGAAACAUUUGAAACAGAUCAUUCAAGCUGAAAAUUACCAGAAUUAUCCUCCCGAUGAACCUAAUUAUGUUAAUAUCGAGUCACCACCCUCGAUGAAUCCAUGCAAGAAAAUCUGUGAUAUCACUGGAUUCGAGGCACCUUACUCUGAUCCAAGGACCACUCUGCGUUAUGCUAAUACGGAAGUGUUCAAGCAUAUAAGACUAAUUCCCAAUGAGAGUGUUCAGAGGUACCUGGCUCUUAGAAAUGCUCAAGUUGUACUGAAGUAACUUGUUGCAGAAAUCUGAAGGCGAUUGUUCAGUACAUCCUUAUGCUGCUGCAUUCUGUCCCUUUUUAUCACAUCGUGGAAGGGAUAGAGAGGAUUAUUUGUUAGAAGUGUAAAGUGGCCUCAGUGGUCGAGUUACAAGUUUGUCAGACUAUAUGCUAAGUCUUAUAGACGUGAAUGCUCAACUUAGAUUCUAUUUGUUGGAUAGAUGAAAUUAAUGUUACUGAAGAAUAUUGUUGAUAAACCCCUUUUAAAAUUUAAGCAGGAAGAGAUGCUGCACAGCUUUGGUUGCUUUA